This is a messenger RNA of Ricinus communis (castor bean), 1213 nucleotides long. Its product is annotated as 17.3 kDa class I heat shock protein. Gene Ontology annotation, biological process: response to heat; response to salt stress; response to hydrogen peroxide. Bases 402 to 875 code for a protein of 157 amino acids. The record is from RefSeq and is a predicted model, not a curated record. The transcript has a single exon. Lineage: Eukaryota; Viridiplantae; Streptophyta; Magnoliopsida; Malpighiales; Euphorbiaceae.
AAAAUUAUUAAUAAUUAUAUAUUAGUAUGAGCAAAUUAAUUAUAUAUAUAUAUAUAUAUAUAUAUAAUAUGUUUAUUACAGUAUCUGCACUCUACCUAUAUUCAAUGCAAGUUCUAGACCAUACGAGAAAAGCCAAGGCCACACCACCUUCAUAGUUAAGCACUGACGAUUCCAGAAAAAAAAAAAAAAAAAAAACCCAGACGAUUCACUGACUAAAUGCCCACUAAGAUUGUCCAAGGAUUUACCAGAUUUCUCGUUUGCUUCCUAUAAAUACUGAUCCCAUAUAUUCCCCACAACUCGCCAUUGAUACUGGCAAGAAGCGAUCCCAUCUACUGUCUUUAGAAAUCAACUAAACUAAACAAUUUCCAUUGUCAGUCUUUUUUCUUUUGAGAUAGAGAAAAAUGGCAAUGAUUCCAAGUUUCUUCAGUAACCCAAGAAGCAACAUCUUCGAUCCCUUCUCCUCUUUCGACUUGUGGGAUCCAUUCAAAGACUUCCCAUUUCCAUCUUCACUAGUCCCUCGUGAAAAUUACGCUUUCGUUAAUGCUCGCAUAGACUGGAAGGAGACUCCAGAAGCUCACAUAGUCAAGGCUGAUCUUCCCGGUCUUAGAAAAGAGGAAGUGAGGGUGGAAAUUGAAGAUGGCAGAGUCCUUCAAAUCAGCGGAGAAAGGAAUGUGGAGAAGGAAGAUAAGAAUGAUACUUGGCAUCGUGUGGAACGCAGCAGUGGCAAGUUCUUGAGGAGGUUUAGGAUGCCGGAGAAUGCAAAGAUUGAUCAAGUUAAAGCUUCAAUGGAGAAUGGAGUUCUUACUGUUACUGUUCCCAAGGAGGAAAUCAAGAAACCUGAUGUCAGAUCGAUCGAAAUCUCCGGGUUGAGUUAAUUCUUUACUGUAAAAGGGAAAUGGAUAUAUGACAUGUUUGCUGUAUGUUGUGAUUUCUGAGCACUUUGUGAUGUAAUAAUAUGCUUAUCUGAGGUCUAAUAAAAAGAAAGGAUUCAAUACAAAUUCUCAUCAAGUUCUGCUGACUACAGUAGUAGCGAUAAAAGUUUUUGUUUAUGUUUAUCUGUAUACACAUUUGAUCAUCCACGAAGCAGAAGCAUAAGAACUUGUGACAAGAAACAGGAAGAAGAAGAAGAGGAGGAGCUCAAGGUACCAGUGAAUUUGACUUGUGAGGCUUGUUGAUGCACUUGUUUCAGCUUUCUAAGCUACCAACUAAUGAU